This is a messenger RNA of Myzus persicae (green peach aphid), 2485 nucleotides long. RefSeq names its product protein IWS1 homolog A. The transcript has 12 exons. The record is from RefSeq and is a predicted model, not a curated record. Lineage: Eukaryota; Metazoa; Arthropoda; Insecta; Hemiptera; Aphididae. Gene Ontology annotation, cellular component: nucleus. Gene Ontology annotation, biological process: poly(A)+ mRNA export from nucleus. The coding region runs from base 353 to 2134 and encodes 593 amino acids.
CUGAUAGCUACUCACUGGAAUACUGUAAAUUUCUUAUUGUUGUCAAUAUUUUCGUCGUUGUGUGUUAUGAGUGUUAUGACUGUAUACAAUUAGUAAAAACCCACUUAUUAGUUAUUACUGUUAUUAUUUUAUCUCUAAACUCGCUUAGACGCUUAGAGUAUAGUGUCAAAUUAAUUGUUUAAAUAGGGUUGACGUGUUUAAAAUAUUGCGCUUAAGUCUUGUUCACUUUUUUUUUUUAAAUUUUAUUAAUCAAGACACUGUUGGGGUUUGGGCAAAAAAAAAAUUGGAAAUCACCUCGUAUUGAUUAGUGGCUACCUAGUACAUAUUUUCAAAUUUUUGGACAAUCUGUAAAAUGAGACACGUAAAUCCACAUUCCAUGUCAAAUAAUUCACCGAGCAAAAGUCAAAAUAUGAGUUCACAGCCAGUUGAAACAGAAUCUGAUGUUACUGAAACUAAUGAUAGUGAUACUGCUGAUUCAUAUCAAGUUGUUUCAAGUACUACUGAUGAUCUAUUGUUAAAAAGUAAAGAUGCUUUAAAUUCUUCCGAAAUAUCUAUUUCGUCUACUGACGAUGGCAGUGUUAAUAUAUCAAAUGAUACGAAGACAGUUGAGCGUAAAUCCAGAUCCAGAUCUCGUUCUUCUGACUCAUCAAAUGGCUCGUCACGUUCUCAGUCAGUUUCUUCUUUACAUUCAGCUUCUGGUUCUGGUACUAGAAAUAAAUCUAAAUCAAAGUCGACAUCUCGAUCAAGAGAUAUGUUGCAAACUCAAUCAAGGUCAAAGUCAAAGUCUCGUUCAAGAUCUAAAUCUAGAUCAUCUUCAGUAUCAUCAAUGGGUUCUCAUUCUUCUUUUAAAAAAAGUAAAAUAAAACGUAAAAUUGUAUCUGAUUCUGAAGAUGACGAUCUGCCAAUUAAAAAUGAGGAUGAUUCUGAUGAUGGCCAAGAACCAGAAGAAAAAAUAAUUAAGAAAAAAAUAUUUAAAAAGGUUAAAAUUAUGUCAGAUUCAGAAUCUGAAGAUGAUGAUGAUGCCAAAAAUAUACCCGUAAUGAGUCCGAUUGUUCGUAAGGAGCACGCUAUAUCUGAUGAUGAAAACACGGAGAAGGCAUUGGAUGUAGCUGAAGUGUUGCCAGAAUUAUCGGAUGAUUCCGAUAAAGAAGAUGAUGUAAAUGCAGAAACUGGUACAAGUACUAGCAAAAGCACUGCCAAUAAUGAAAACGUAGAUGACCCUGAUGAUCCUGACGAACGUGAUGACCAUAAUAGUGAUAAUAAUCCAGCAUCAGAUUUUGAGUUAAUGAUGAUGCGAAAAAAAGAAGAACAAACAAUGAAACGUCGUAGGAAGGAUAUAGAUAUUAUUAAUGACAAUGAUGAUAUUAUUGCUGGAUUAAUUGGCGAUAUGAAACAUGCAGCUGAAUGUGAUAGACAAUUAAACAAAGAAGGAAAACCUGCAAUUAACAAAAUAACUAUGCUGCCAAAAUGUUUAUCACAACUAAAGAAACACAAUUUGAUGUUGGCCUUUAUCGAGCACAAUGUAUUAAAUGUUUUCACUGAUUGGUUAGCACCUAUGCCAGACAGGAGUUUGCCUUCAUUGCAAGUCCGCGAGUCAUUGAUAAAACUUUUAGCUGAUUAUCCUCCAAUUGAACAAUCUACUCUUAAGUAUUCUGGAAUUGGUAAAGCUGUCAUGUAUUUGUAUCGACACCCCAAAGAAACUAAAGACAAUAGAGAACGGGCUGGUCGUUUAAUAAAUGAAUGGGCUCGUCCAAUUUUCAAUUUAUCAACAGACUUUAAAGCAAUGUCCAAGGAAGAAAGAGAAGAAAGAGAUCUGGAACAAAUGCCCAGACGGAAACGUUCAAGUGUAGAUGAUAACAAACAUGAUGACGAUGAUGAUGACGAAGAUGAGGGUCCAAAAACAUUAAAACCAGGAGACAAAGGUUGGAUAUCCAGAGCCCGUGUACCUACUCCAUCUAAUAAGGAUUAUGUGGUUAGACCAAAAUCAAUGACAGAUGCUGAUAUUUCAAGGGCUGUAAAGCGACCAAUGAACCGUUUUGAAAAGCACUUAAAAAAUUAUAUGGAUAGCAAGAGAAAUAAUCAAUCUAAGCGUGCAGUUCCGAUAUCAAUAGAAGGAAGAAAAAUGGGGUUGUAAAUAUUUUUUUAUGAUGAUUUUUAGAUCGUUGUAAAAACAUUGUGUUUGAUAAUUAUUAGAAUACUUUCAUUGAUUUAGUACUUAAUACAAUAAGUUUUAUUAACUAUAAAACAAAUAUUACUUUUAAGUACUUAAAUUAGUUAACAUUUGUAUUAGUUUUUUUUAAUUAUCUCAUUAAAUCAAUUACAUUUACAAUUUUAAUGUAUUUAAGUUUCUUAGAUAAUAACUGUUUGUAAUUAUGUUUAUUGCAUUAAGGUAAUCAUCCAUUAUGAAUACUGUCAAGAAAUAAAUAAGGUUUAUUUGUAGUUGAACAAAAUAAAAUAUUAAGCACAAAAGUAUCUUUAAAUUAAA